UUCCGUGAAUGAAGGACCACUAUCCAACCUUUGGGAUUUUCCUUAACCAGAUGACCUAACGCUUGUUAUCACUUUGACUCCGUGCAGAUUCCACUCUAUGGCAUGAACUGAUCGAGAUUACAAUGUACAUGAUUUCUAUCUAUACCUGUGAUUAUGGACGGAGUGAAAUAAAUUAACUCCGAAUUUUGGAAGUACAUCGUAAAAAGACAGAGAUAUCUCCAUGAUGAGUGAGCACAGCAUAUUAAACUCUGCACAGGACAAUGGAUGAGGACUACGAAAACUGUGAGUGCCGUUCACAACAAAUGAAAUCAGGGUAGACCGACAAGCCCAUUCCGAGGGAGAAUGGAAGAGGACAUCAGGGUAUGACAGAAAAUAAGUGGCUUUCUGUUGUCUUAUCGGUACUUUGUGCGCUGUGUGAUACCCGUUGGAACAACAUACCAUGAAUGACUCCAACUCAUCGAUUGUGUUUGUAGCCUGUGUGGCAUUCCGUGGCUCUGAGGACUUGCUGAGUCCAGAGGGCAGAAAAGAUAUCGAGGACACAUGCGCAUUGGCCCUGCUGUUAGAGGAAAUCUUCUUCUGGGUUUCAGUUGUUCUUGGUGUGCCCGGGAACCUGGUCGCUGCCGUCACGAUUCUCUCCCUUAAACUGACCCCUGCAACAUUCUAUCUGGUCCUGUUAGCAUUUGGAGACUUCAUUUCUCUGGUGUUCACGAUCUUGACCAAAUUCUUCAAAGACUACUCCGUGAUCACUACAGAGGACGUGAGCCACGACUGGUUCUACAACUUGCACCACUACGCCGGGACCUACGCCAACUGGACGCUCGUCUUGAUUUGCCUGGAGCGGCUGGCAAUCAUUCUUGACCCAUUUAGAAAAACCGUCAACCUCACUUUACGCCACGCCUACAUGACAGCAGCAGUUCUGUGCGUGGCUCUGACCGGUGCGUAUGUGCUGGUUUCGGAAAUGGAGAGCUAUGGUAGCAAGACUUGGAUCAUCGUAUACACGACGUGCUACAACUUUAUCCCGCUGCCGGUCGUCUUCAUCACCUCUGGCGUCAUAGCGAUUGAGCUGAGGAGAGGGUUGAAGCGCAGAGGUUUUAUGUCUGAAAUACAGGUGAGACAGAUAGCGAGGCAGGACAACGCGAUGACCGUCAUUAUGUUGACAGCGUCGUUCGCCUUCGCAGUGCUGACCACGCCCCUGUGCAUAGUCAUGCUCUUGUUCCUUAUCCAGAGCUACACCUGGCUCUCCCCUCACCACUUCCCGUCCGCCGAUUUCUUCCUGGCUCUCCGAGUGUCCAUCGGCCUGUCCCAGCUGACCCACGGCGUCAACGUGUACCUCUAUUUUGUCAGUGUCAAGAGGUUCCGGGAACAGUUUGUCUACUUGUUCUCCUGUAAAACAAUUCUCAAGCCCACAUCUCAGGUCUUUUCCACACAGACUUAGAGAGAGUCCAGACAUCCUUUUUAUGUUGAUGAAAUAGACGCUUUGUUAAUCCUAUGAGUCGGUAUUAUGAAGAAAAAAUGACUUAAGAAUAAUUUGAAAGUAGAUAUUCAAAACAUAGCUAAGAAAUCGAAGUCAGGUAAUUUUUGAAAAUAAUGGCAUACUAAUAGCGAGUGAGUUGACUGUUACGUUGACAUUCAAAACAUAACUAACGAAACAAAGUUAUGCCACAAAAUUAUGUGUGGGUGCAGUGCCCUAUUAUUUAAAAAUAAAAACAAGGCUUGACAGUGCUUGCUUUUACCUUGUAGCUCUCAAACUGCUCUCCAGUUACAAAACGCUCAGGCCUACAUCUCGGAUCUUUUUCUCACAGACGUAAAGAGAAUCUAGUGGUUCUUCCUUGUACGUUGAAAUAAAUAAAUAAAAUGUGGUUCUUAUAGAGACAGGAUUAUUUUACUACCUCAUAAUUGUAUACAUAUGCAGGACAAUUAACGAUUCAGACUCUACCACGACAUUGCUCGUGUGCGUGAUGCUGUGAGCCCCGUUGUUGUAUUUGGCUAGACGUGCCUAGCGUUAGGAUACACUCCAGAAACCCCCGUGUUUAAAAACAAAAACAAAACAAUUUUAUAUUAGGUAGAAUUAAAGAAUAAAAAGAAAAACAAACAAACAAAUAAAAAUAUCAACAACAACAAAAACACGUUAAAAAACGAACAAACAAGCAAAACCCCAUUAAAAAACACACACAACCAUCCUCAAUCUCCCAGGUAUUCCAGUUCAUGCAUCGUCCCGGUGAAGCAUAAAAACAGGGAUCAUUUCAUUAUUUUGCCUUCUAUUAAGCAUUUCCUGUGAAUAAAUGGAUUGGUCUAGUGGGUGGGGAAAAGCAAUCUCAUCAACCUAGGGUUCAUUUUAAAAAAUGUAGGUGAUUUUCCUCCCCCAUCGACACAGUUUAGAUCAUUUAGGAGCCACAGUUUGACCCUGCCUGUCGGUCGUCAAGGCCAACCUGGGCUGAGAGGCAAGCAACGUCCUAGCAAAUACGCGAUAGAAAUUCUCCCCACGGGGGAAUCGAACCAUGACCUGCUGCGUGCGACGACGAAACGCCUAAGCGCUGUUCCAAAGAGGCCGGUAUCUAGCGAAUCUCAAAUGACAAUAUAAACAAAAGAAAAAGAAAUAUUUGUCUAUUCCCACAAAUAAUCCCAGUGGAUUGCAGCAUUGAAAUUAUAUUCUUUCAUUCUUUCUUUCUUCGUCUUGAAUUUAUUUCAAAAUAUCACUAAGUGCUAAAUGUUCAGUCUCUUUAAACCCGUGGAAUAUACAUGCUUUCAUUCCGCCUUCAUCUUUCAUUCUUCUGUUUAUUUGUUUGAAAUAAAGAAGUCUUACUUUGUUAG
Aplysia californica (California sea hare) is the source of this 2811-nucleotide messenger RNA. RefSeq lists its product as uncharacterized. Gene Ontology annotation, molecular function: G protein-coupled receptor activity. The record is from RefSeq and is a predicted model, not a curated record. Gene Ontology annotation, cellular component: plasma membrane. The transcript has 3 exons. Gene Ontology annotation, biological process: G protein-coupled receptor signaling pathway. The coding region runs from base 440 to 1435 and encodes 331 amino acids. Lineage: Eukaryota; Metazoa; Mollusca; Gastropoda; Aplysiida; Aplysiidae.